ACCUUGUCUCGCAAACAAGCGCUGGAGGCGAUGCUGACGGAAGACGAUGACGCCGGGCUCUAUGAGAGCCUUCAGCCAGAUGACGGGGGCACGCAGAGGGCCGGACUCCCUUGCAUCCACUCCUUGAGCGACCUCAGACGACAUCUGCCGGGCAUGAUGCUCAACGCCUUUGAAGGUGCCAGCCAUGAUCUGCGCGACGCCGCUCAGAAAAAGCUGCAGACUCUGGUGGAUGCGGCAAACGAGGGCAAGACGGUGGGCCGGAUCAAAGGCGUCAAAGAGUACCUGGCCCUCUGCUGCAAGAAUCUGAGGUACGAGCAUUCGCAUAGACCAGCCCAGCGUGGAUGCCCGUCUGCCCGUCACCCUGGUUCUGUGUGCGGUUGUGCAGGUGUGAUGAUAUCGCGAAGGCUGUUGCGUCCGUGGAUUGGAGGGGAUAUGAUAGGGCAUAUCUAUGGGAUGCCGCCUUCGGACACUUCUACCUCAGUGGCAAGAAGGUCAAGUAUGCGCAGGAGCGAAAGUGGCACACGACAAAGGAUGUCUGGCGUCCCCAUCAGAUGGUAUGCCGACCUUAACAAGGCGACACCACACCACACGAUGGGUGCCUCUGGUAUGUCUGGUGACGGUGCAGGCUGAGCUGGCGGAACUCGUGGAGGAAGAGGGCAAGAAGAAGAACGACGACCGCCUCGCACAGCCAUUUCGUGGCCUGCAGGAGCGCUUCACCUUCGACGGUCCUGACCUGCGUGCGAGGCUCGCUGACCUGUGUGACUCACGUGACGCGCUACUGAAGCCGUGUGAAGAGCAGGGUAAGCAUCCAUGCGACGGCACUCGUGUCUGCUCGUGAGGGAUGUCCAAGUCCGCUGCAUUUGUGUGUGAAUGUCUUCAGGUCGUGCGACGGCGAAGCGUCGAAUCUGUGAUUUGAUUGUGGUCGCUGCCAUCGUCCUGGGCACGGGGGCGCUACCUCUGGGCCUCGAUCCGUAUGACGAGCAGCUAUCCGAAUGGGCCGCACACUUCCUCACGGCAUUCGCCCAGCAGCCCCUCCACAAUGCUGCAGACACCCCCGUCGCUUGUGGCAGUGCAGACGUCCACAUGCCGUCCGCCGAGACCUCUGAUGCCAAGCGGUCACGGGAAGCUGACAAGACCAGUGAGGGAGGCCGCCCGAAGAGACGGAAGGCGCGAGAGGCCUCGUACCCUGUCGAGGUGCGGAUGACGGACAGACCAUCAGAGUUCUUCCCUCUCGGAUCACUUUCCUCCUCGCACAGGACCUCGACGAUGAGAUCGGUGACCCCGACUUCGAAGAAGAGAGUGGCGGUGAGGGAUCAGGAGAUGAGGGGACGCUUGGCGGUGAGGGCUUCAACACACACAAGCCCACCUGGGUCAUGUCACAUGUAUCAGCCCAACUCUCUUUUCUCUGUCUGUGGUAUGUUUACAGGGCAUGAGUCAGGCACUGACCCAACAGCGAUUCCACACAAACUCCGAGCUGCACUCUACGGUACGAAGUGAAUGCAUGCGCAAGGUUUCAUGAAUGUACAUGUAUGUGUGUGUGUGUGUAUGUGUGUGUGUGUGUGUGUGUGCGUCGCUUCUCGGUGCGUGUAGACAUGUGGAUCAUGCACAUGAUAGCGGUGACUCCGGGAGAUUUCGAUAAGCGCGCGGCAGACUAUACGAUCCAGACACAUCUUCCUCACUUCAAGCACAAGACCAUCCGUGGCUAGCAGCACAGCGCCUUUGAAGACGGUACCCACCGACACCGGCCCUUCCAUCAAAGGUCCCACACAGCACACCUACGCUCACUUCAAGUCGUCUCGCUAUCGUUCAGGCGUGACCAAAUACGCGGGGGCCACACUGCACCAGCUGGGGUUCAAGCGUCGGGCUCAUGGGUGGAUAUGGUCGAACACCCUCGUGGUCUUCCCGGAGGAUUCUGGCAAGCUCACCAGCCUUGCUGGAGGAGAUGGACAUCCGGUGACGUCUGAUAUGGCAACAGGUCAGUGGUCACCCCUUGUCUGUACAGUGAUCGCAUACUCAGCUGUGUCGUUGCGAUUCACCUGUUUCAGGUGAUGUGUCAUUCGUGCGGUCAGACGGCCGCAACUGGGAGCUGCACGGUCGCCCGUGUCUGGUGGCAGUUGUGGAAACGCAGCACUGCGCGGAGGUGGUGUGUCGCAUGCAGAUCUUUACCGUCGUCGUUGCAAGUGAGCUGACGCCCCUCAUGCAUUAAGGAGUGAUUGGUUGAAUGUUUGUGUGUGGAUGACAUUCAGCAAGUGGCACAGCCAGCUGGGCUGUGAUUGAUCUUCUCAGGAAAGUGGCCCGCAAAGCUCAGCUCGUGGUGAGUGCAAUCGAGCAGAUGGAUGACAGCGGUAGAGUGCCCUUUCUGGCCUCCUUGUGUGUAGGUGUUCCAUUUUGGGGACCGGAACAAGGAGGGCAUCGAUAUCGCGGCGAGGAUCGCUGCUGAGCUGGCGGAUCUGCACGUACCCUUCUUCUGGCUGGGGAUCACUCGCAAACAGGCCGAGUCUCCGUGGCGCAUAGUAGGCACGACAAGCAGAUGGUAUACGCUGUGUGUAUGUGCAUUGCAUCUGUGUGCAGAAGCGUCGGCUGGUCAAUUCGCCGCUCAGCGAAAGGGACAGAAAGGCGAUCGAGAGCCGGCUGAAGAAACGUGCCGGUCCAGUGGCUGAGAACAUGAGUGUCAUCACGAGGCGAAAGCUUCAGCAAGAGGACACUCAGGUCAGGGCAGAGUUGAGAUGUAGAGGUGUUUCCCACGUGGCUGAGUGAACAUCGCUUGUCAGGUGUGGCCAUUCUUGGCACACCAAUUGCAGGGCAUGCUGGACUCAGGCGAGAAGACGAAGCUGAAUGUAAGCCAUUCUGUCGCGAUCACGACACAGACAGGCAACAGCAUUUGUACAUUUAUGUGUCAGACGGUGCUAGACGCGGUGCCCAUUGAGGAGCUCACUCCUUUUUUUGCCAAGAUUGUGGAAAAGCGACUCAUCGCGGCUCGUAAGACAUCUAGCACACACACCAGCAUCUGUGUGAUCCGGCUAUGGUGUUAGUGUGAUUCAUUGACAGGAAAAGGUGUGCAGCUUGAUGCGGGCAGACCCGCAUUGUCCGCGGUCCCGCAGCAAGUGAGGCGACUCUUGGUCGGCAUCCUAGAGGACCCCAAGGCGGCUGAGCACGCCACAAAGAUCCUCGAAAGCCAUGAUGUGCUUGAUCAUUUUGGGCUACCAAGACCCCCAGCAUAGACACCCCGAACCAUACCAACAACACAUUCAUCGAGUUCGUCACUCUGGUGCGCGUGAGGCAGGGAGGGAGGGAGGGAGGGAAGGAGUGAGACCGCACCGCAGCCUAGCAAUGUGUGACCACAUCUGUCUCUCUUCUCUCUCUGUCUGUGGGGUGUGUGUGUGUGCAGGAGGUUGAGCUGGACGAGGGCGGUGCCAGUGAUGAUGCAUCUCAGAGGCUGUGUCGCAUACCCGCCUGCUGCUGCGCGGCGACAUAUCGCCUGCGGCCUCUGUUCAAUGCGUCGGCCCUCACGCACCUCCACCACCACAACGGCCGCAACAAGAGCAGUAGCGGCCAAGAGAGGCAGCAGCCCGUACAUACGGACAGCUGAGUGAUAAGUAGGGCUGGUUAGUCGCUGCCUGCCUGCAUCUUAAGAUAUCAUGUCAAGGGGACGACAGACAGAGAGAGAGGCUUGUUGCAAGUGAAAGGAAGCAUUAGAGUGCUUUAUCAGUGAGUGCCUCACAGACAGAGAUGGUCUUCUGUGUUGAGUCCUGCGUGUGUUCCGUGCUUUUCAUCCUCCCGUUGUGUCCUUGGGCUCGACGUUGUUUGUUUGGGCUCUUCCAAGCUCGAAGGGCCGUCCAAACCGCGUCAUGGCCAGAGGGGACAACGUGGGAUGAAGAGCAUGAUACCAUUGCCAACCAAGUGUAAACGGAAGACUCAGGAGAUUGACGACCGAUUAUCAUUCAUUAUCGUAUGUACA
Messenger RNA from Vitrella brassicaformis, 3958 nucleotides. The record is from the annotation of a GenBank genome assembly. Lineage: Eukaryota; Vitrellaceae.